This is a messenger RNA of Lineus longissimus, 1573 nucleotides long. Its product is annotated as ankyrin-3-like. The record is from RefSeq and is a predicted model, not a curated record. Bases 71 to 1555 code for a protein of 494 amino acids. Gene Ontology annotation, molecular function: protein binding. The transcript has 2 exons. NCBI's taxonomy places the organism in Eukaryota, Metazoa, Nemertea, Pilidiophora, Heteronemertea, Lineidae.
CAGUCGCAGAUCUCGGGUCUGCUAAUACUGGGGAGUUUUCUAGUGGUACAUAUACGUUGGCCUGUGGGCGAUGACUUCGACCAGUGACAAUCGCGUCAGCAGAUUGGGAAUGGCAAGAGAUGCAGGAAGCCUCGAAGAGGUAAAGAGUUACAUGUACGCUGAUGCUGUCCAUUCUCUGGACUUGUUCCGCGACGAAGGAACGAAGUAUUCCUCAACGGCCCUCUCGGUGGCGAUUGACAAGAACCGACCGGAUAUGGUGCGGAUCUUAUUAGAAAAGGGAACUUCACCGGAAACGUACCACGACGAAGUAUACGGGAAACCAAUCCUUGCUGCUGCACGAGUCCGGAGUGCUGUGAUAACUCGGUUGCUUCUGGAUGCAGGAGCGAACGUGGACGUCACCGACAAAUAUGGCUUCACGCCAUUGAUCGUUGCGACGAGGAAUGGAGAUCUCGGACUCGUCAAGUUGCUCCUUGAGCGAGGUGCCAAUCUAGAGCAUGUGACUCGUACGGAACCUCUACCUGAGCGCCAGAAUAUCGAGACCAACUCAUCACCAAGUGAUUGGUUUGAGAAGGAGAUGGAAUCAUGGGAUUCAAGUAACCCCCUCAUCGAAGCAUGCCGGUACAGACACUUGGAUGUCGUCAGGGAAUUGUUAAAACGAGGUGCGGAUAUUUCGAAGAUGACAUCCUUGGCCAACACUGCUUUGCAUGUCGCCGCCGUGGGCGAGAGGAAGGAAAGGUAUAUUCCAAGCGAACAUGCUCAAGCAGUGGGUAAUCUAGAGCAGACGUCACUGCCACCAUGUCCAGAGAUUGUUUACAUUUUGCUGCAACAUGGCGCCGAUGUUGGUGCGAGGAAUCGGUUUCAGGAAACUCCUGUCAUUGCGCUUCUUGCCGAAAUUGACAGGAUUACAGGUAAAAAAGUGACAGAGACUUCAAAAGAGUGUCUUGAUUUCUAUUACCUUACUUUCUGCCUGCUGGUUCAGGCAGGUUCGCUUAUCAGUUCAGAUUGCCUGACAAACAUCCCGGCUACCUACAAACCUAGAGUUAGGGAGCGAAGUAGUAAUAGGCCUACACCAGAUGUGAGCUCGAAGCUCAGCCUGUCUAUUCUCACAAGAGCUCACGCCACGUUUAAGUACCUCAAAGAUCGGACUUGUCUGCUAAAGAAACCAUCAAGUGCAACAUACACUCGCAUUGGUAACUCAAAUAACGAACCUCAAUUACAAAGUGAAGAUCAGUCUGGUCCUGAAAGAACACAGUUGAACGAUCCUUUUACUAAAGCAGUGGAACUCACGGUUGUCUCUGGACUCGAUUUGCCGGUCGCGGAAUUGGAUGGCGUAUCGAAGAUAUUGGGAUAUGCCAUCUCGAGGCCCUCUUGUCUUCGUCAGUUAUGUCAAAUCAAAGUCAGGGAAGAAAUCAUGAAACCACAAGUGGGUAACAUAAUCUCAAAGGUGUCAAAGGAACGCAGCCUACCCUUGUACUUGAAACAGUGCAUUAUGCUGGAACGCGAUGUACCAGUAGUUAGUUUGGUGGACCCAGAUGAUGCGCAUUGUGCUCCAUGAAUAAUUGACUAAACCUUU